Molecule: messenger RNA, 1269 nt
Organism: Ectocarpus siliculosus
Lineage: Eukaryota; Phaeophyceae; Ectocarpales; Ectocarpaceae
Source: the annotation of a GenBank genome assembly
AUGUCUCUACAGUUUGAAUUAAAGUCUGCGUUUUCGGUGAAAAUAUCGUGGGACUCCUUCAAUGAGUCGGACACGUACACGGUGCAGUGGACGCAGUCAUCAGUGCAAAAGAAGACAACGGUUUCUUCAUCCGCCAUCGCUCUGGUCAACCUUGAGCCGGACACAUCGUACGACGUGCGCGUUACAUCGGCAUCAUCCAGCACCGUUCUCUCGGAUGGCUUCCAGACAUGGUCUCUCGAAGAUCCUCACCUUGAAAACCUCUACACAAGCGUACGGUUGGAGGACGGCACAUACGAUGCCACCCAGUUCGACAAGAGCGUGCACGACGUGUUCCUCAAAUACUUUAACAAUAUUGUUCAAAACGGCGACACCAUCUACGCAUCCGUCAUUCUGAAAGGGGCGCCCAAAAACAUCGAGACGAGAGCCGUGACCGAAGGCUCUACAACCGACGUCGCGGGUGACCAGAAUCUGUUCCUCCCCUUCAGCAAGGACUCCGGUAGCGCCCAAAUCGUCACUCUGAGCAACUCGGUCCCGAUCGAAGAUGUCGAGGCAACUUCUGUAUCUGAUGUCGCAGUGGCACAGGACCUGGGUGGUGCUGUAGAGCUCCUCUACACACCAGAAAGUGACACAUUCACCAUUGGGAACAACGUGUAUGGCGUCGGAGACAAGUUCAAUCUCUUCGGGAAGAUGGUGACGGUGGCAGACGGUUCGAUCGUACUUGUAUUCGAGGACACCGUGGCCAAGGUUUACCCCUUCACGACCACCACGGCUUCCAACGUUGUUGGCACACUCGGUUCUCAGUUUGCCAAGAACUAUACCUGCAACGUGAUGAAUGUCGUCGGAUCGAAGACGACGGGAGCAUCUGGCGAGACAUACUCUUCAUCAUGGGUUUACGAUACGGCAGCGGACACCAUCGCCGAAGCUACUCGCAUCGUACACACAAUCGACGAGGAUAGCGCGAACGGCACUAUCUCCAUCGGCGUCCGGCACACCGACGCCAACUCAAACACUUUCAUCGAGCCGGUCGUCGCAUGCGCGUCGGGAUCGACGACCAUCAGCGCACAAGACGAUUCGGACAACACCGUCUCCACCACGAUCGACCCAACUGGAAUUUCGUUCGACACGGAUGACGCAUGCAUCUACUUUGGAGCCGCGCAAAAGUUCCGCAUCAUUUUCCGUGACGGCACGCCUUCCACCCUGGCGAUCGAAUCGUACGAUGCCGACUCCGGCACGUACAUGACUCGGUCGGAGUUCAGCGACUCUAGCUAA